AUGUACAGAGCUGAAGGAAUUGGUGGAGGAGAAUACAAAGGCUCUCCAUGCUUUGAAAAAAGCUGACGAGCCUGCGCCGGUGGGGAAUUACAGCCAGAGGAAGGAAGAGGAAGAAAAGCUGUUGCUGAGACUCUCCCAGCAGCUGCAGAAACUCCUUCUUGUCUUGGAUCAGGAUAAUGUGACAAGAAAUUAUCCAGGGGGUGAGGAACACCAGAAAGGCUCUCAUGCAGAAGAGGGAAAUGAAGAAGAGGAGGAGAGUGAAGAUGAAGAAAGUGAGGAGGAAGACACUGAAGAAGAAGAUGAUGAAGAGAAGUUGUUGGAUGAUCCAAAUGUUAGAGAAUGUGUUGCUGUUGGGAACUUUGAUGCCCAGCAGGAAGGGGAUCUCACAUUUGUGAAAGGUGAAACCCUGCUCAUACAUGACAAGAAGGAGGAUGGCUGGUGGGUAGCUGAAAAUUCCAAGGGGGAGAGAGGCCUCGUUCCCAGGACCUACCUUGCGGUUCCUAAGGAAGAGGAAGAAAGCCAGGAGGAGUCAGAACACAUAGAAGUGAUGGAUGAAACAGCAGAUGGAGCUGAAAUUAAAAAAAGAACAGAUUCCCACUGGAGUGCUGUCCGAGCCAUUGUAGAGAAUGACACAGUGGAGGUGCUGACCACCACAGGGGCAGUUCCUGCAGGGUUUCGCCCAUCCAUGCUGUUCCAGCUCCUGGAGGAAGGUGAAGAAUUUCGAGCAAGUUACUACUUGCAACCCAAGCUUACUCCAUCCCAGCUGGCUUUCAAAGACCUGGUGUGGAACUCUGAGAGAAAUACUAUCCAUCCUAGAGCCACCAGAGUGUCCCUGAUUGUCACUUUGUGCAGCUGCAAGAUGAUCCCUCCCCCUGGGAGCGGCGUGCGCGUCCUCAGCCGGCACGUCCGGCUCUGCCUCUUCGAUGGCAGCCGGGUGCUGAGUAACAUUCACACAGUGAGAGCCACGUGGCUGCCUAAAAAUCCUCAAACUUGGACCUUUUCUCCAAGGGUGAUGGGUAUCUUACCCAGCUUGCUUGAUGGUGACUGUUUUGUCAGGUCCAACUCCCUGUCUGCAGACAUUGGGAUCUUGUUUGAGCUUGGCAUCACGUACAAGUGCAAUUCAACAGGUGAAAGAGGAGAGCUGAGCUGUGGCUGGGCCUUUCUGAAGCUUUUCACUUCCAGUGGGAUUCCUAUUCCUUCCAAGAUGCAUGAGCUGGUCCUGAGUGGUGGAACUCCCUAUGAGAGAGGUGUUGAGGUUGACCCAUCAAUAUCGAGGAGAGCAGGCUCCGGGGUUUUUCAGCAGUUCAUGAGCCUCAGGAAGCAGCCUGUGCUUCUGGUGAAGGUGAAGUCACCGAGUGUGCACUCGAAAGACAUCCUGAAUUUUCUCCCUGAAACAUUAGUUGGGGGCAUGUGCUACAUCCACCUCCUGGUGUUUUAUCGGCAAAUCCUUGGAGAUGCCCUCCUGAAGGACAGGACAAGCAUGCAGAGCACAGACUUAAUCUGUAAUCCUGUGUUAGCAACUUUCCCUCAACUCCUGGAUCAGCCAGACCUGAUGGAUGCACUUCGGAGUGCCUGGGCUGAGAAAGAAAGAACAUUGAAGAGAAUUGAGAAGAGAGAUCAAGAAUUCCUGAAGGAUGCAUUUGUCCUGGUGUACCACGACUCUGUGUUCCCUCUGCUCUGCUCCACGUCCCUCCCCAGCUACAGAUGGGCUGAGGAGGAGGUGGAAUUGUCUCGCUGGAAGGUGAUCCAUGACUUCCUGAAGAGGAGCCAGGAGAGAGAUGGUGCCCUGGAGUACCUGCUGUCAUCAGAAAACACCCACAGAGCCUUUGACAUCUCAGAGCUGGCCUAUGAUUUCUUAGGAGAAGUGAGGAAAAACAAUCCUGGAGAAUGAAAAAAUCAAGCUCUCUAAGGACAUGGUAAAAAUAAAAUUAAAUUCUUACCAAAGAGAUUGUGCAGAAGCUGAAUUGUAAUGGAUAUUUUAGUGCAAUUAGGAUUUUGAAGAGAUUAAAAAUAUUUUAUCUGUUUAUCUAC
Zonotrichia albicollis (white-throated sparrow) is the source of this 2031-nucleotide messenger RNA. The record is from RefSeq and is a predicted model, not a curated record. NCBI's taxonomy places the organism in Eukaryota, Metazoa, Chordata, Aves, Passeriformes, Passerellidae.